AUGAUGUUUGAUCCUUCGUAUACCCAAGCAUCACCUUUAGAACAGCAACCAUUCUUCCCCAUGGAUUGGUUAGAGUGCAUGUAUAAUAUACCGAUUGCAGCAUCCAGCAGCAUCAAUCCCGAAUGGUAUCAUCAGCAACAAAACGCUACCCAUCAGUAUCAGCCUUCAUCUCUUGUAUCAACACCUACUUGCUUUGAAGCAUCACUGACGUUUUCAUCCCAACAACCAAUGGAGCACGAGUUUUCGUUCACCUACCACCCGAUCCAAAAUGUUAGCAAUAACAAUGAUCCAAUGUUAGCUUCUCACAUACCACCUUAUCCUAAUGAUGGCAACAAUAAGGAGUCACCCACUUUGAAGCAACAAACCACCAUAUGGGGGCAAAAUACGCGAUAUGAUACCCAUGAAUCGAGCCAAGAUCACUAUACUCCCCGAUGGGUGCGGUACACGGGCCAUCGCAAGGAAGGCUUUUGUGAGAGUUGUAAGCCUGGCAGAUGGCUUCAGCUGAAGAACAGUGCCUAUUGGUAUCAUAAGCAAUUCUUUCAUGGCAUCUCUUCUGUUACAGGAGCACGAUUUCGAGAUCCUAUUGAGCGUCGUGUGAGAAAAGAUAUGAUUGAAGGUCUCUGCCACCAAUGCCAUCAAUUUGUUCCAAUGGGUAGACAGGGUAGAAAAUACACGAGAUACUCUCAUCAACAACCAAGCGUGCUGUGGUACAGGCAUGCACACAAGUGUCACAUUAAUGAUAGAUCAAGGCCUACUGCAGCUGAAAAACGUGCAUUAGCCAAAAAAGCAGUAAUGAUGUUGUAA
This is a messenger RNA of Lichtheimia ornata, 804 nucleotides long. RefSeq lists its product as uncharacterized. The transcript is spliced from 3 exons. Lineage: Eukaryota; Fungi; Mucoromycota; Mucoromycetes; Mucorales; Lichtheimiaceae. Bases 1 to 804 code for a protein of 267 amino acids. The record is from RefSeq and is a predicted model, not a curated record.